Molecule: messenger RNA, 1984 nt
Organism: Chara braunii
Lineage: Eukaryota; Viridiplantae; Streptophyta; Charophyceae; Charales; Characeae
Source: the annotation of a GenBank genome assembly
CCGGGAGCGCUGCUGCAUCAAAGGUUGGAAAGGGAAGUAAGGGUCGUAGUACAUCUCGACUUGUUAUUUAUGCCCCUCGGAGAUCAUGGCUACAAUUACAUCUUCGAUGCGCGAGACAACGUAUCUGGCUUUUUGGAUGGGCGGGUCAUUCGUACGAAGACUGGGUUCGUCCUGGUUAGCUGCAUCGAGGAGUAUUACCUGCAUUAUCCUUUUGUCAGAGAGUUCGUAAUGGAUAGAGGAUCGGAGUGUACCUGUCAGGAGGUGCAAGAGUUGUUGUCAAGGAAUGGUGUAGUAGCUAAUUACACCACGACUGCGCACCCUCAGGCAGAUGCUCCAGUGAAAAGAGGGCACAACAUCAUUAUGAACCUGUUGGCCAAAUGGACUGAAGGUAGGCCCAAUCAAUGGCCAAGGUAUCUAAGGGCGGCAUUCUUUGUUGAGAAUAUUACGGUAAGGAGGACCACUAAGUACGCAUCGGUUACGCUAUGGUCUGACUUUGCGAAGACGGCCAUGCCAAGAGGAGGGAGGGGGACACGACUGUCACAGAGGUCGUUGGGAGCAUCAGGAGGAUAUGAGCGGAAUGGGUCUCACAACCGAGAGAGCACGCCAGUGUACGACGAUGGGGAUAUUGAGUUGUUCCUGGACGAGUUCUGGGGGUACGCUAAUCAUAUGGGUUGGACCAUGACCCAGGCAAUCGGGAGGUUGAGAAGAGUUGACAGAUUCACAGAGCCCUUCGCACAGAUCCGUAGGGAGACGAGGACGAGGCCAGAGGUGGAGGCGAGGACGCAGGAGCUGGCGCACUUGAGGGAGGUAUUCCGACGGCCAGAACAGCCGCAGCCCAGAGUAGAGAGACGCCUGAGGAGCAGGAGGCAGAGGGACCCUGAGCCCACUGAGGCCAGGCUGUUGCAAAGGGGACGAAAGGCGCUCUCCAGGCGGGAGGAGGAGAUGGUGCCUGAGACUGAGGGGCAAGGGACAUAUCCCGAGUACGGAUUAGGACCGGUGAAGUUCCAUCGUUUUCCUGAAGGAGGACAGGGAGUAUCUCCACUGCACAUAUGGGAGGAGGUGUCGGUAUCUAGAGAGUCAUUACAAAAGUUGGAGGCACACUUGGACGUCUCCCAGUGGAAAAUGCCGCCGGUAAGUGAGAGGCGUGACGAGCCAGUCGAAGGGGUGCCGCGAAAGGAAGUUCAGAGCCUUGAGCGUGAGAGAGGACCAAGUACUGAGGGAGGACGCGUUGAGGAGGAGGUCAUAGAGGUUGAGGAGGAUACCCCUCCUCAGAUGCCAGCUGUGGGAUUGAGGCUUGGGAGUCCGCCAAGGAGCGCACCUAGGGGAAGAGAGGAGUCACAAAGAGAGGAGGUGCGACCACCACUGCCAAAGAUGGUCCCGCCGCCAGAAGGAAUGGAGGAAAGAGAGACUGAGAGAGCUGACCAGAGGAAAAAGGCACUCGCGUUGAUUGACAGGCAUCUGGCCGAACAGACACUUAAGCACCCUGACCUGGAGGAGCCCGUGCCUAUGGAACCGCCUCAAGAGCCGUAUGGAAUCAAAGAAAUGUGGAAAGAGUUCCUUAUCCAACAUGGCAAGGAGUUAACGGCUCCAGACAAGGCGGGAGUCGAGACCUCACAGAAAGCGGAUGAGUAUUUGGACCGAAGGAUCCGCUCCCUGUCCAAGACAUCCUUCGACAAAUACAUGAUGUUGGAAGUUGAUCUGAGGGGGAAAGAGAUGAGGGAGACAAGUCAGGGAGUGCGUUUGGAGGCCGUCGAGGUUGAGGUCCGCGAAUUCAGAGUAUUGGUGGUCAGUCAAGCCGCCAUCAUUCGGGACCUGGAACAGCAACUUCACGGGAGAAUGGGCAGGGCGGAGAGCAGCCGACAGGGGGAGCAGAGGCAGCCGGAACUCGACUUAUCAAGGCAGUCAGCCGCAACUGUACCUCAGUAGGGGUCGCCCAUGGGGAGAGUCAUCUUGGAACCUGAGGAAGUAAAGGCCCAGAGGGAGG